Molecule: messenger RNA, 507 nt
Organism: Cordyceps fumosorosea ARSEF 2679
Lineage: Eukaryota; Fungi; Ascomycota; Sordariomycetes; Hypocreales; Cordycipitaceae
Exons: 3
Coding region: 1-507 (168 amino acids)
Source: RefSeq, a predicted model, not a curated record
AUGCAGCUCAUCACCAUCCUCGGCCUCGCCGCGGCCGUCGCCUUGGCCAAGCCUACCGUCUACCUCAUCCGCCACGGCGAGAAGCCGGACGACGGCGAUGGCCUCAGCGCCCAGGGCGUCCAGCGCGCCCAGUGCCUGCGCAACGUCUUUGGCGCCAACUCCAACUUUAACAUUGGCCACAUCAUGGCCCAGACCCCCAAGUCCAGCGGCAAGCAGCAGCGUCCUUACGACACCGUCAAGCCUCUUGCUGACGACCUCGGCAUGAGCGUCGACACCUCUUGCGACCGCGACGACCCCAAGUGCGUCAAGAAGGUUGUCAAGAACUACACUGGCAGCGGCAACAUUCUCAUCUGCUGGGAGCACAAGGCCCUCACCGACAUUGUUGAGAAGCUCGGUGACGACAACGCCCCCGACUACCCCAGCGACCACUUCGAUCUGAUCUGGGUCGACCAGCCCCCCUACAACCAGAUCAACAACGUCCUGACCGAGAACUGCCCUGGCAUCUAA